Fragaria vesca subsp. vesca is the source of this 1650-nucleotide messenger RNA. Its product is annotated as exopolyphosphatase-like. The record is from RefSeq and is a predicted model, not a curated record. Gene Ontology annotation, molecular function: pyrophosphatase activity. The transcript is spliced from 7 exons. Lineage: Eukaryota; Viridiplantae; Streptophyta; Magnoliopsida; Rosales; Rosaceae. The coding region runs from base 1 to 1650 and encodes 549 amino acids.
AUGGCUUCUUCUUCUUGUUCUUCAUCACUCUUUGCAGCCAUUGACAUGGGCACAAACUCAUUCAAGAUGAUCAUAAUCCGAGCCUACCCAAAUGGCAAGUUCCUCACCAUUGAUCGUCUCAGAGAGCCUGUUGUUCUUGGCCGUGAAACCACUCCCACAUCAUCAUCAUCAACCCCUUUUACACUCUCAGCUCAAUCUCAGCUCAUUGCUCUUGAGGCUCUCAAGAAGUUUCAGAACACGUUGACAUCAUACAAAGUCAGCAAAGCCCAAGUCCGCUGUGUUGCCACUGCUGCUGUGCGUGAGGCUGUGAAUAAAGGUGUGUUCUUGAAAUGUGUUAGUGAUAACAUUGGUUUAGAGGUUGAUGUGUUGCCUGGUGAAGAGGAAGCUAGGCUUGUGUAUUUGGGUAUGCUUCAGUUUUGGCCUAUGUAUGAGAAUUUGGUUUUGGGUGUUGAUAUUGGAGGUGGGUCUACUGAGUUUGUGAUUGGGAAGCAGGGGAUAGUUGUUUUUGGUGCUUCAUUGAAGUUGGGGCAUGUGAGUUUGACCCAGAAAUUUGGGAACAGUGUUGGUCAGAUUAGGGAGCAUAUUAGGUUGGUUGUUAAAGAAUCUGGGUUGGUUAGGAAGAUUAAAAAUUGUGGCUUUGAGGUUGUUGUUGGAUCCUCUGGUACUAUUAAGGCAGUCGAGAAGGCAGUGUUUAAUGGGUAUGUGAAUAAGAGCAAUGUGAUUGAGGUUGGCAAUGUAGCUUGUAUAGGGGAUGGUAGGAAGGAUUGGAGGUUGAGUAGAGGAGAAGUGAAGGGUGUUGUUGAGAGUUUGUGUGGUGGAGGAGAGGGAGAGAAGAUUAGGAGGGAGAAGUUCUUUGAAAGGCGGUCUGAGUUUAUUGUUGCUGGGGCUGUGUUGUUGGAGGAGAUAUUUGAGGUGCUUGGAAUUGAGGAAAUGGAGGUUUCUGGUUAUGCAUUGGCAGAAGGUGUUAUUGUAGAAAGUUUGGCUAAGGUUAAUGGUGGGUAUGAUUUGACUGCCAAUGCAAGGUGGUCUUCUGUUGUUCGGCUUGCGAUGAGGUAUAAUGGCAAGAAGAGGAUGAGAGCUGCUGUUCAGUGUACAAACACUGCAAAGGAGAUUUUUGAAGGUUUAAGAAAAAGUGAUGACCUAGCUGAUAAUCAAUUUGCUGCCUCCCUAGAUGACAAGGAUCUUGAAUAUCUUGAAGCUGCAACUUUGCUUCACAAUAUUGGGGUUUUCAUGGGGAAAAAAGGUUACCAUAAGCACUCAUACUGCAUCAUCAUGAAUGGUGAGCAUCUCCAUGGUUACAGUUCUGAGGAGGUUAAGCUGAUAGCACUACUUGCAAGACAUCAUAGGAAGAAAUUACCAAGCUCUGAUCAUGCUUCCUUUACACAAUUUCCAGGAGAGAUGACAAAGAAAUUCAGAUUUCUAUGCACAAUUCUCCGUGUUUCUGUUGCACUACAGAAAAUGGAAUUCUCAAAUUCUUAUGAAGGCUUUAAGCUGGUAAACUGUGGUGUAAAAGAUCAAACUUCUUUACUUUUUAACCCUCUAGCCGAGGAUAUUGAGGAAGAACUAAGACAAGAAUUGGAAUACUUCAAGCUGGUAUUCUUUAAAGAGCUGCUCAUGAUUGCUCCUUUGAGUGUUCCAGACCCGAGAUGA